This is a messenger RNA of Pyricularia oryzae 70-15, 348 nucleotides long. RefSeq lists its product as uncharacterized. The transcript is spliced from 2 exons. Lineage: Eukaryota; Fungi; Ascomycota; Sordariomycetes; Magnaporthales; Pyriculariaceae. The record is from RefSeq and is a predicted model, not a curated record. The coding region runs from base 1 to 348 and encodes 115 amino acids.
AUGGCUUUUGAACCCAUCAAAUUGGUUACAAAGACCACGCUCGCUUCAGGGGCAGCUCGUUUCCUCUGCCCGAUACGGAACGUCGACGGCAAUCUUUUGACGAUGCAGCUCUACCCUCUCGACCAGGCUACUGCUCCGCGACCGCCAGUAAAGCGUUGCUUGGGCGGGGUACUGGCGAGGUCCGGAAACGGGCCUGUACCCUGCGUCCACGAAGAUGGGGAGGCGGCUCUUUUGCCGAGGCAUAGCCGUCGCACCGGCAAGGGUGCGAAUGACAAAGGAAUGACCGAGCUCGAGGCCAUGGCGCCCUCGACGUCAACCUGGAUAUAUCUGUCAGAGUGUCAUGGAUGA